Molecule: messenger RNA, 3773 nt
Organism: Wyeomyia smithii (pitcher-plant mosquito)
Lineage: Eukaryota; Metazoa; Arthropoda; Insecta; Diptera; Culicidae
Exons: 8
Coding region: 920-3670 (916 amino acids)
Biological process (GO): lipid metabolic process
Molecular function (GO): lipase activity
Source: RefSeq, a predicted model, not a curated record
CUCCAUAAGCGAAUCAGUAGUAGUCGGUAACUUGAACGGAUCGGAAGUGCACACGCUCGUGAACAAGAAGCUUCACCUCGAUUACCAGUUUACCAGUUUGGUCUGCCGGUUGAAGAGAGUGCAUUUCAACUAGGAGUUGUUCGAAAACAAGUUACAUUCAUAUAGAGCUCUGUGUGAAAAUUACAUAAUUUUCAAAUGAUAUCGAUAAGUUUGAAUAUACGCUGCGGCAAUUGAAAUAUUUUAAUGCGUGGUCAUUACGCUCGUUAAACAAGCACGAAGUAGGUGGUGAACUGCCGUUGACAAAGUGACUCAAUAGACGCGCCAUUCUUUGUAUACAAAUUGUUACUCUACUUACGGAAAAGUUAAAUAACAGUCAUUGAAGUGAAAAAAAAACGGCUCUAGUGGUCUGUUCAAAAUCUUCGUCUAAAAUAAGUAAUGAAGUGGCUUAAAACAAAAGAGCUAAGUUCCGAAAAAGAGUUAUUUGUGCGUACGAUGUAAUAAUAUUGCGAGUGAAAGCAACAUGUGAAAGCAGAUAUUCGCCUUUUUGCCGUCUACUACCUGUCCAUAGUACAAAAAGCAGCUGUUUACACUCUGCAUCGAAGCUUUUAUUGACUCACUGAAGCUGCCACUUGAACUUUUCUUUUCUUUUUACGUGCUCACUAUACGAUUACCGCAGUGAAGUUUUGUCUUUAAAAAUAUCAACAGAUGAAAGGCUGGGGAUAAAAAAAAUAAUUCGUUGACUUUCGACCUGCCAAUAUUUAUAUACACAAAUCCUCUUUCGUAUACCGAUUAGGUUGACUUGUUGAUUCCCAUAAAUGUGCAGUUUUACGCAUAGUUUUUGCAAAAGCCCAUUUGAAGUGAUACAGUAAAAACUGGAUAACUGAGGUGAUCCCGAUACGAACUGACGAGUCUCAAAAUAAUGCUGUCGGCAAAAGCAUUAUUAGUAUGUUACUUCACAAUUUUUGCCGAACUCAGCCUGAUUGAAGCAUUCGAAAAUAAUCGUUAUAUCAACGAUCUGUUGGAGGAACGUAAACAUUACGAGGCAGCACAAAAAUCAAUUGUUGAGUGGAGAAAUACACUAGCAAGAAACAGGAAAAAGCGAGCUGAUAAAGUAGUUUGCUAUGGAGAGCUGGGAUGUUUCGAAGAGACCGCAUAUCUGGAAAUGCUUCCAUCGCCGCCGGAGGAAAUCAAUACGAAAUUCUUCGUCUAUUCCGCCAAGCACAGGAGUGAAAAACCUAUACUGGAGUUUUAUUACGAUGAGAUCGCAAAAAUUAACAACGGGACAACUAUUUCGCCAGCCCCAACACCUAAAACCGCUAAUGCAACCACUCCUGUUAAACAUCGGUAUGCGCCGGAUAAAGUGUACGAAAAAUUUGGGAACCUAGAAAAUGCCACUGCGCGUGCGAUUAUUCAUGGGUUUGGCUCGAGCUGUACCCAUGUGUGGGUGUAUGAGAUGAGGACAGCUUUGAUGGCCGUGGAAGAUUGCAUUGUUAUAUGUAUGGAUUGGGAAAAUGGUGCAACACUACCAAAUUACGUCCGAGCUGCAGCAAACACACGUCUUGUUGGCAGGCAACUCGCUUAUGUGUUGAAAGGACUCGAAACGCACAACAAACUGAACAUGUCUCGAGUGCAUUUAAUUGGUUUUAGCUUGGGUUCGCAUGUUGCCGGAUUUGCCGGUGCUGAACUAAACGGUUUACAUCGAAUCACAGGACUUGAUCCAGCUGGACCGCUGUUUGAAUCCCAGCACCCGCAUGCUCGACUAGAUGACAGUGAUGCUGGAUUUGUCGACGUAAUCCAUUCGAACGGGGAAAAUUUGAUACUGGGUGGUUUGGGUUCCUGGCAACCGAUGGGUGCAGUCGAUUUUUAUCCUAAUGGAGGAAGAGUUCAACAUGGUUGUUCGAACCUAUUCGUUGGAGCUGUAACUGAUAUUAUUUGGGCACCACCAGCAUCGGUAGAAGGACGGUCAUUAUGUAACCACAGACGAGCGUAUAAAUUCUUUAUUGAUUCUGUUGCCCCGAAGUGCCUAUUUCCCGCCUUUCCCUGUGAUAAUUAUGAGAAUUUUCUCAAAGGAGACUGCUUCUCUUGCAAGCGAAUGGAGAACGGUACAGAAAUGUCUGUAUGUGGAAAUAUGGGUUACUACGCGGACCGAUCUGUUGCUCGGGGUCAGCUGUACCUCAAGACACGCGAGGAGGAACCAUUCUGCGCUCAUCAAUACAGGUUGCAGAUUCACAAUUCACCAAACGAAUUGCCCCUACGGACCCUUGGAAGGCUUGAGGUAGAACUUGAAAGCGAUGCUGGACUUACGGAAGUGUUCACGAUCACAGAGAAAGAUGAUUCUGAAAUAUUCGCCGGCGAAAUGAUCUCACAAAUUCUGGUACCACAUCCCGCGCUGGGCUUUCCGAAAAACAUAACUCUAACAUAUUUAGCAUACAAAGGAUGGCUCACGAGAGGUCUAACGUCGUGGAGUAUUAGCAAAAUGAUCCUAAGUGAUGGAUUCGGUAAAAGCUUCUCAAUUUGCAAACAAAUGCAACUGGACUCCAACAAUCCAAUUCAUUUAACACUUUUACCAGGGGAAUGUGAAACAAAAGAUGAUUAUACACACAGUUCAACACACGAUAGUCAAUCAACUGAGACUCCGGGAGAUAGUGAGGAAGCUGGCGAUUAUGACGAUAAUUUGAAAGGUCAAAGCAACGAAAGGAAUGAUGUUGAUACACCACCAAUUCCUUCCAAUCCUCAACAUGACUUCCGUGGAAAAGGUACACAUGAUAAGGAAAAAAAUAUUGAUACUCAACCGUGGCAACCAAUUGUAAUAGAGCUACCAAGAAGUUACCGAAACAUUGAUGCCAACACUUCAUAUCCCAUUUACGUAACACCAACGGCGCUAACUUCAUUACCCAUUGUUACAUCACCUGAUACUACACAAAGUAAUGUUAGUGAACCAGUUCUCAAAAGAGGACAACAUGAGCCCAGAAAAUUGCAGAACAAAACAAAAGAUCGUAAUAGUGACAAACGCUCGAUUGAAACUCCCUCUAGUAAAGGCACUACAGAAUUACCUCCUGAAAGCAAGUUAAUUACUGUACAACUAUUUCCCUACCGAUUCGCUAAUGUAUUUGAAAAAGCCGAAAGGUAUGCAAGACUGACUCUAUUACCAUUACUAACAGAGCAAUUUACACAGUUUUUCAAACCGAAAACCGACGAUGAAGAGUUAUCGGACGUAGUGAACAUAGAAUUCAAUCAAACUGAACCAGUACCAACGAUUUAUAAAAGUAACAAAACAGAAAGAUCCAUGGCAUUGACUCGACGAGUGGAUUACGGUUAUACUAGUGCCAGUCAACCUUUAGGAGAGCAUCGUAAUUUUAAGGAAGAUAAAACAGAAAAUAUAUCACCGAGUACACGCAAAGCAUAUAUUAGCGAGGAUGUGCUGUUUCAGAUGCAUCGAAUCGAAGAAACUAGCGAGUCGGUAGAUACUACAGAUGCCCACAAUGGAUCAGAGAAUCCUAUUAGGAUUGAUUUACCGACGUUUCGUCCUCCGAUGUCGAAGAUGCUGCCACUGGUUGAACAGCCACAGACGCGCUUUAUUCCACUGCAUUACAAUGGAAAUAGCAAGAUAGUUUCAAGGAGCAAAAGAAAACAAAUGGGUGAUACAAAACCAAAUGAUAGCAACAGUUGAAAGAGAGAGAAAGGAAUGACAGUAUUUAAUAAUGUGUAGUUAGCUUUAGUUUAUAAUUGGCUUAAAUAUACUAUGAAAAUUAUGCGUAUUGCGAUUUUGUUGA